CAGAUUCCAACAUGGCCCUCUCGCUCGCUACCUCCUCGCUCUCGCUCGCUGGCCCGGUCCGCAUGUCGGCCAACCCCGACGCCCCGAUCAAGCUGGGCGUCAACGGCUUCGGCCGCAUCGGCCGCCAGGUCGUGCGCAUCGCCAUGGACCGCGAGUCGUUCGUGCUCAAGCACAUCAACUCGCCCAUGUCGCCCGAGUACAUGAAGUACCUGCUCGAGCACGACACGGUCCACGGCCGCUUCCCGGGCACCUGCGAGAUCAUUGAGGGUGGCCUCUCCAUCAACGGCCUGCCCGUCACGCUCUCCGCGACGCGCGACCCCACGGAGAUCCCGUGGAAGGACACCGGCGUCGAGUACGUCUGCGAGUCCACCGGCGCCUUCACGACGACGCCCGACUGCAUGAAGCACAUCGAGGGCGGCGCCAAGAAGGUGAUCAUCUCCGCGCCCGCCAAGGACGCCGAGACGCCCACCCUCGUCGUCGGUGUCAACCAGGACGACUACGACUCCAAAUACUUCAUACGGGAUAAGCGCGCCACCGCCUCGCAGCUGACCGUCGACGGCUCCAUGAAGGGCGCCGACUGGCGCGCGGGCCGCGCCGCCUCGGCCAACAUCAUCCCCUCGUCCACCGGCGCGGCCAAGGCGGUCGCCAAGGCGUACCCCGUCAUGAAGGGCAAGCUCACCGGCAUGGCCUUCCGCGUGCCCACCGUCGACGUUUCCGUCGUCGACCUCACCUGCGAGCUCGAGACGCCCACCACGUACGACGAGAUCAAGGCCGAGGUCAAGCUCGCGUCCGAGACGUACGCCAAGGGCAUCGUCGGCUACACCGAGGACCAGGUCGUGUCGUCCGACUUCGUCGGCGAGACCUGCUCCACCGUCUUCGACGCCGGCGCCGGCAUCAUGCUCACGCCCACCUUCGUGAAGCUCGUCUCGUGGUACGACAACGAGUGGGGCUACUCCACCCGCCUCGUCGACCUGGUCGCGAACAUGGCGGUCGCUGACGGCGUGUGCAAGAAGGAGGCGAUGCUCGCGUAAGCCUCCGUGGCCGCGGCAGGCGCGCUCGCCGGGGGGAAAGGGUCCCUUUCUCCGCAGAACGCUGUGCUAUACUCUCCCCCUGCGCGACGCGCGCAUGCAGGGGUCCUGACGAUUAGUGUUGUGCUGAUUGAUGUACCCGUGCUAUAACAUGUGAAAACACCACCAU
Molecule: messenger RNA, 1197 nt
Organism: Emiliania huxleyi CCMP1516
Lineage: Eukaryota; Haptophyta; Isochrysidales; Noelaerhabdaceae
Exons: 2
Coding region: 12-1031 (339 amino acids)
Molecular function (GO): NAD binding; oxidoreductase activity, acting on the aldehyde or oxo group of donors, NAD or NADP as acceptor
Source: RefSeq, a predicted model, not a curated record